UGCACUUCCGGUCCCUCCGACACCACGAUGGAGCUCGGGGAAGGAUGGCGGGCGAGGCUGGGCGGGCCGGGCGGCGAGGAGGCCGAGGAGGAGGAGAGCGGUUCCGAGGCCGAGGAGCUGUCUGUGGGGCGCGGCGGCCGCGGCGGAGACUUCGCAGUGGGUUUUGCGUUCACCGAGGCGUCGGCAGGGCCCAGCGGAGGGCCCUGGGCGGAGGUGCUGAGGCAGCUCAAGGGGAAGAGAUCCGCUACUAGCCUGGACGAGAAGAUUGCAACUGUAAGAAAGAAAAGGAAAGCCCAGGAAAAGAAAGCUAAACAAGGGCCAGCAAAAGAAGAUCCUGAGGAGGCUACACAGGAGAAUGUAGACAAGGUGGAUGCCAGAGGAAGUGAGGAGGAGGAUGCAGAGGAGGAGGAGUUGGAGUCUGAGUACUCUUCGGCAGAUGAGAGCAUCUUCACAAAAGCUGAUACACUCAAGGUGAAGCAGCGACGGAAAAGGAAGCGAGGUGGAGAGGAACCUGAGCAGUUCUUUGAAGAUGCUUCACAGUACGAUGACAGCCUGUCCUUCCAAGAUAUGAACCUCUCCCGGCCUUUGCUGAAGGCAAUAACCGCCCUGGGCUUCAAGCAGCCGACCCCCAUCCAGAAGGCCUGCAUCCCUGUGGGGCUCCUGGGGAAGGACAUCUGCGCAUGUGCGGCUACAGGGACAGGGAAGACAGCGGCCUUCAUUCUGCCUGUGCUGGAGCGCCUGAUCUACAAGCCCCGCCAAGCCCCAGUGACGCGGGUGCUGGUUCUGGUGCCCACUCGGGAGCUGGGCAUUCAGGUGCACUCCGUCACGAAGCAGCUGGCGCAGUUCACCAGCGUCACCGCCUGUCUGGCCGUGGGGGGCCUGGACCUGAAGACCCAGGAGGCGGCGCUGCGCUCGGGCCCCGACAUCCUCAUCGCGACCCCCGGACGCCUCAUUGACCACCUGCACAACUGCCCCUCCUUCCACCUGGGCAGCAUUGAGGUCCUCAUCCUGGACGAGGCUGACCGGAUGCUGGACGAGUACUUUGAAGAGCAGAUGAAGGAGAUCAUCCGGCUGUGUUCCCGACAUCGCCAGACCAUGCUCUUUUCUGCCACCAUGACAGACGAGGUGAAAGACUUGGCCUCCGUUUCCUUGAAGAACCCUGUCCGGGUCUUUGUGAACAGCAAUACGGAUGUGGCCCCGUUUCUGCGCCAGGAGUUUGUCCGCAUCCGGCCCAGCCGUGAGGGAGACCGGGAGGCGAUUGUGGCAGCCCUCCUGACUCGGACAUUCCUGGACCAUGUGAUGCUCUUCACACAGACCAAGAAGCAAGCGCACCGGCUGCACAUCCUGCUGGGCCUGAUGGGCCUCCGUGUCGGGGAGCUGCAUGGUGACCUCUCACAGACACAGCGCCUGGAAGGGCUCCGGCGCUUCAAGGACGAGCAGAUUGAUGUGCUGGUGGCCACAGAUGUUGCGGCACGAGGACUGGACAUUGAAGGUGUCAAAACGGUGAUCAACUUCACGAUGCCCAACACCACCAAGCAUUAUGUGCACCGCGUGGGACGCACAGCGCGCGCAGGGCGGGCUGGCCGCUCCGUCUCCCUGGUGGGCGAAGAGGAGCGCAAGAUGCUGAAGGAGAUUGUGAAGGCCGCCAAGGCGCCCGUCAAGGCCAGAGUCCUUCCCCAGGAUGUGAUUCUGCGCUUCCGGGAGAAGAUUGAGAAGCUGGAGUCGGACGUCUAUGCUGUGCUGCGCCUGGAGCGCGAGGAGAGGGAGCUGCAGCACUCAGAGGCCCAGAUCAACACUGCCAAGCGGAAACUGGAGACAAGUGCUCAGGAAGGGACAGAGGGCGCUGCCCGCAGCUGGUUCCAGAGCCGGGAGGAGAGGAAGAAGGAGAAGCUUGCCAAGGCCCUGCAGGAGUUUGACUUGGCGCUGCGAGGCACCAGGAAGCGGAAGAAGUUCAUGAAGGAGUCUCAGAAGAAGGCGACCCAGCUGACGCCAGAGGAGCGGUCCCAGUUCGAGAUCCUGAAGUCCCAGAUGUAUGCCGAGCGUCUGGCCAAGAGGAAUCGCCGCCCCAAGCGUGCCAGGGCCAUCCCCGAGGAGGCUCCGCCCGCAACUGCCAAAGGAGGGCCCAGGCAGCAGCCCAAGAAGAAGACGUCCGUGUUUGAUGAGGAGCUCACCAACACCAGCCGUAGAGCCCUGAAGCAGUAUCGGGCGGGGCCCUCGUUCGAAGACCGCAAGCGCCUGGGUCUUGCCUCAAGGAGGAAAGGAGGGAAUUUCAGAGCAGCUAGUUCCAGGUACAAGAGGAAGAAGUGAGGAAGAAGUUUCUGGGUGGUGGAGCCCUUUUUGAGGCUUGGGAUCCAAGUGAGCCUUCCUGGAGGCAGCAGCACCAGCCACAUCCAGGCGGCUGGAGGCAGCUUCGGCCUGGGAAGGACAAGCCAGACUGCUUCCCGCUGUUGCAGCCUUUCCUGUAAAGAGGAAUUCACCAGCCAGUGUCUUGCUUGCCUGCGUAUUGUAGCUCCAUUUGCUUUCUAACCUUUCUCACCAAGGAGGAAACUGUUCAUGUUCUGAAAAACUGUAGAUUAUUCUACACGUUUAUCAUUAAAAAGGACUUUUUCGAUUGA
This is a messenger RNA of Zootoca vivipara (common lizard), 2615 nucleotides long. Lineage: Eukaryota; Metazoa; Chordata; Lepidosauria; Squamata; Lacertidae. The record is from RefSeq and is a predicted model, not a curated record.